GCCACGAAGAAGGCUGUAUCUUUCCCUUGUGUCGACAUAACGUCUGCAUGGAACGCGCAUUGUUAUUCGUUCAAGAAAACCAGAGGGUGACCAGAUUUUGUCUUGAACGGUUUGCAGUGGGCAUAUUCAAUUCGAUCCCUUCUGCCUCCUUCUCUCUCGCUCCCUCAAGCGGCUGUCACAUGUUUCUUUUGGUCAAUUCCUCCGGCUGGUCGCACAGACCAAACACAACCUGAAACUGUUACACUUCUCAGGGAAGCGUUUAAGCGUCUCGUUCAAAAAACCUGACUGGUUGACGUCAAAAGAUUAAACUACUUGAAACGAUGUGCGAAUAAUUGCGCAUGGAGGGCUGAAGCAGACACGGGCGCACGAGAAAUACAGCGCACCUAAAAGCGUCCUCGAGACCCCGUGCCUGGCGUUCGCGUGCUGUCUGGGAAGUUUCUGCGCGAAGCUCGUGACAUCAGCUGUCCACUCAAGCGUUUUCAUCCCCAACGAGAAGACUUGGAAAUCCAUAGGUUGUAUAACCCGUCGGAGCAAGUACAGUAUACUAGGCGUAGUCUUUAAAAAGGGGCUAAGGGGUGCAUACACCAAUGCCAAGAAAUCUCAUUCUGGAAACAUCGCCCAAGGAAAACGAUAUCUUUCAGUGGAGGAUGGAGCCGGUCGCCACGGUGAGGUGGUCACCAGGAGACGGACCCUCGUCGUCAAGGAGUCCACAGUCCUGCUGCUCCAAGCUCAAGAUGUUCCUGGCAGCCUUGUCCUUUGCCUACUUUGCCAAGGCUUUAUCUGGGAGCUAUAUGAAAAGCACAAUCACCCAGCUGGAGAGGCGCUUUGAUAUUCCUAGCUACUUAAUAGGAGUUAUUGACGGAAGCUUUGAAAUCGGUAACCUGCUGGUCAUAGCGUUCGUCAGCUACUUCGGGGCGAAGCUGCACAGGCCGAAGAUCAUCGCCAUCGGCUGCCUCCUCAUGUCUCUCGGGACCAUCCUCAUGGCCAUGCCUCACUUCAUCAUCGGACGCUAUAAGUUCGAAACGUCAAUUAGAUCUUCAGUGAACUCAACCAAUAACCUCUCUCCAUGUCCAGCAAGCUCACCUGACCCUCUGCCUGCAGGUGACGUGGCCUCCAGCACACCCGGUGCAGGGUGUGAGCGAGAGUCCAGUCUCUCCAUGUGGUUUUAUCUCUUCCUGGGAAACGUUUUGCGUGGAAUCGGUGAAACUCCUGUCCAGCCGCUGGGAAUAUCAUAUAUUGAUGAUUUUGCUCAAGAGGACAAUGCAGCCUUCUACAUUGGUUGUGUUCAGACAAUAUCCAUCAUUGGUCCGGUGUUUGGCUACUUACUGGGAUCCUUGUGUGCCAAAAUCUAUGUGGAUAUUGGAUUUGUAGACAUGGACACUGUGACCAUCACUCCGGGCGAUGCUCGCUGGGUUGGUGCCUGGUGGCUGGGGUACAUCAUCGCCGGCAUCAUCACCCUCCUCUCCGCUGUCCCUUUCUGGUUCCUGCCCAAAUCGCUGCCGGUGCCGGUGACGCAGUGCGACACUCAGCGCUCCCCAGAGGAGUCCGGCUUCAUCAAGGACGCCCCGCACGUGGGCCACAAGUACCGGCCGGAGGAGGCCACCAGCAUCGUGGAGAUGGCCAAAGAAUUCCUGCCAUCUUUGAGGAGCCUGCUGGGAAACCCUGUGUACUUCAUCUACCUCUGCGUGACCAUCAUCCAGUUCAACUCCCUGAUCGGCAUGGUCACGUACAAACCCAAGUACAUCGAGCAGCACUACGGACAGUCGGCCUCCAAAGCCAACUUCCUCAUGGGCGUCAUCAACAUCCCUGCCGUCGCCCUGGGCAUGUUCCUCGGGGGCGUGGCCAUGAAGAGGUUCAAGCUGAGUGUGAUGGGGGCGGCCAAGCUGGCCUUCGGGACGUCCCUGGUGGGCUACUUCCUGUCCCUGUCCUUCCUGAUGAUGGGGUGCGAGAACGCCAGGGUGGCUGGGAUCACGGUGUCCUACCAGGGAGUGGAUGGAAUAUCUUACCAUGAGAGGUCGCUGUUUGCAGACUGCAACAUGGGCUGCCUGUGUUCAGGAAAGGACUGGGACCCUGUCUGUGGAGAGAAUGGCAUAACGUACAUCUCACCCUGUCUCGCAGGCUGCCAGUCCAACAGCGGCUCAGGGAAAAACACGGUGUUUAAUCGCUGCAGCUGCAUGGCGGCAACAGCAAGCUUGGGGCUGGGGAACCUUACAGCCACGCUGGGUCACUGCCAGGACAGGGAGGGGUGUAAACGGGUCUUCCCCUACUUCCUGGCCCUGUCUGUCAUCAGCUCCUUCGUCAUGUCACUGGGCGGGACGCCAGGCUACAUGCUGCUCAUCAGGUGCAUAAAGCCAGAGCUCAAGUCCCUAGCACUGGGACUGCAUACUUUGGCCACUCGAACCCUUGCGGGAAUCCCCGCCCCCAUAUACUUCGGUGCCAUCAUCGAUACCACGUGCCUGAAGUGGGGACACAAGAGGUGCGGAGGGAGAGGAGCCUGCAGGAUCUACAACACCAAGGCCUACAGGAUAGCGUACCUGGGCCUGACCCUGGGCUUACGGACCCUCUCCUUCUUCCUGUGCGUUCCCGGCUUCCUACUGCUGCGAAGACACGUCCAGCGGGAGGAGCGGACGGCCCUGACUGCCAACGGGGGCUCGGAGGUGGAGCCCCUGAGGAAGGAGGAGGCCAGCUCCCUGCACUGCGAGAGACUGGCCCAGAACUCAGACUGUGACCCAGACCCAGACAGGGAGACGCGACUGUGACCCUCAGAGCACGCCGCCCCCCCCCCCCCCCCCAAGUCCCUACGUGUGCCACUGAAGCACACAAACCCAGGUCAAAUGUCCAUACAAC
Messenger RNA from Megalops cyprinoides (Indo-Pacific tarpon), 2847 nucleotides. RefSeq names its product solute carrier organic anion transporter family member 1C1-like. Gene Ontology annotation, molecular function: protein binding. Gene Ontology annotation, cellular component: membrane. Lineage: Eukaryota; Metazoa; Chordata; Actinopteri; Elopiformes; Megalopidae. Gene Ontology annotation, biological process: sodium-independent organic anion transport; transmembrane transport. The record is from RefSeq and is a predicted model, not a curated record. The transcript has 15 exons. The coding region runs from base 588 to 2759 and encodes 723 amino acids.